CAGCUACAAAGUGCAAAGGCGGGCCACGCCCAUCUAAUUAAGCUACAAGUUGUUUAAAUAUUAAAUAGCUAGCUAGCUACAGUUGUAAGCAUGGACGGAAGAGAUGUAUACAUGCGACCCAAGGAAGAUGAGAUUAAGCUAUUAAAGUGUGAAGCAGACUUCUACAGGAGCUGCAACGCUGUGAGACAGAACGGCUAUGAGCUGCAACAAUUAAAGAAUUAUCUAGUCAAUGAGCUGCUUGAGCUGCAGAAGAACAGGGGGAGAAAGACAAGAGAGUAUGCUGUGUAUGCACAGAACACAAUAGAGGAGUUGCAGGCGUCCAAACAGCAACUAAACGAAGAACUGGAGCAAGUCAAAACAAUGUAUACGUCUUCUAAAGAGGUUCUGAACGAAAAGCUGGAACGUAUGAAAACUGAUUUGAAGGUUCUUGAUGUGGUGUAUUGUAUAAUGGCGUCCACAAAGAAACUAAACAAAGAACUGGAGCAAGUCAAAACAGAUUAUACGGUUUCUAAGAAGCAGCUGAAUGAAGAACUGGAACGUAUCAAAACUGAUUUGAAGAAAUUCAGCCGAACAUCAGGAGCUGAGUAUGCUUCAACCAAUGUUGCAUCAGUUACAUGUACAACGAUUGGCGUGGAAACAAUCUCCGACACUCGACAGGAAAACUCACCAGACACAAAUAUACUGCAAGUUGCAAGAAUACCAGUGUCAAAUGAUGUCAUUGUUCCCGUUGAUGUGCCAAAAGAAAAAGAGCUAAAGAAAAAACAAAUACCUAAUGAUGAAAAUACUGAGAAACGAAAGCCCCUUCCAAAGUCUGCCUCGGUAGUUGAAACUGACCAACCAGAAGACCCGCUCACUGGUUCAAAGAGAGCCAGGAUGAUGUCAGGCUCAAAGAUAGUUCCGCCAAACUCUCAAAUAUCGAAGAGAGAUAUCAUUUUACCAUUUGAUAAAGGCGAGAAGCCGUCGAUAAAGAAACAAAAAUCUGCUUCUGUGGAGCUAGGAUCUGAUUCUGAAGCUGAUAAACAACAAGAAAUGGGCCGUAUCAAGAGAGCCAAAACUGGGGGAAAAUCUGUUCCUAUUGACAAUGGUGGUAACUCUCAGGCAAGCAAAAAGAAGAGCAAAGAUAUCAGUAUGGUAAAGAGGAAGCCAGGACGACCCAGGAAGAUAUCAAAAGCAAACAAAGUGCCAGUGACUGUAAGAGGCGAUUCUGAACAACCGAAGUCCACUGAGCCCAAAACCUCUCUUCAAGAUACAGAUACUCAGAUUGCAGCCACUCCCUCAGAAAAGAUUGAAAACAAGAAAAGUGGAAGGCCUAGGAAACAAACAUCUGAAGAGAUUGAUGAAAUUACCCCAACAAUUGUUCCAGACAAAGUGCCAGUGACUGUAAGAGGCGAUUCUGAACAACCAAAGUCCACUGAACCCAAUACCUCCACUCAGGUUGCAGCCACUCCCUCAGAAAAUAUUGAGCAUCUGAAAGCUGUUAGCCCUAAGGAAAAAGAGAUUGCUGAAAUUAUUCCAGUGUCAGUGGCUGUAACAGGCGAUUCUGAACAACUAAAGUUCACUGAACUCAAAACCUCUCUCCAAGAUACUCAAGUGGCAGCCACUCCUUCUGAAAACAAGAAGCGUGAAAACAAUAAAAGUGGAAUACCUAGGAAACAAAAACCUGAAGAAAAUGCUAAAAUUACAUUUGUUCCAGACAAAGUGCCAGUGACUGUAAGAGGCGAUUCUGAGCAACCAAAGUCCACUGAACCCAAUACCUCCACUCAGGUUGCAGCCACUCCCUCAGAAAAUAUUGAGCUUCUGAAACCUGUCAGCCCUAAGGAAAGAAAACUUGAAGAGAUUGCUGAAAUUAUUCCAGUGCCAGUGGCUGUAAGAGGCGAUUCUGAGCAACUAAAGUUCACUGAACCCAAAACCUCUCUCCAAGAUACUCAAGUGGCAGCCACUCCUUCCGGGAAAAUUGAAAACAAGAAACGUGGAAGGCCUAGGAAACAAAAACUUGAACAAAAUGCUGAAAUUACUGACAAAGUGCCAGUGACUGUAAGAGGCAAUUCUGAGCAACCAAAGUCCACUGAACUCAAAACCUCUCUCCAAUAUACAGAUACUCAAGUGGCAACCACUCCUUCAGAAAAGAAAAAACCUGGAAGGUCUAAGAAACGAAAAACUGAAACAAAGAAAGUGCCAGUGACUGUAAGAGGCGGUUCUGAACAACCAAAGUCCACUGAACCCAAUACCUCCACUCAGGUUGCAGCCACUCCCUCAGAAAAUAUUGAGCUUCUGAAACUUGUCAGCCCUAAGGAAAAAGAGAUUGCUGAAAUUAUUCCAGUGCCAGUGACUGUAAAAGGCGAUUCUGAACAACCAAAGUUCACUGAACCCAAAACCUCCACUCAGGUUGCAGUCACUCCCUCAGAAAAUAUUAAGCUUCAGAAACCUGUCAGGCCAAAGAAAAGAAAAUCUAAAGAGACUUCUGAAAGUGAUUCAGAAUAUGAUUAUGACACUCUACCUUCAAGUGUUGUAAAAGUCCGUCCGAUUGUGAAUAUUCCUGUUGUAUUCAUCAGCUCAAGGACACGAUCACGCCUCUCAUUCUCUGAUCAUUCGAUUAUCGAAGAAGAUCGGCCACCACCAAAGAAGAAGCCUCGAAAACAAAAGAAGCGUAAAAUCACACUUAGCAAGAGAAAGAAGCCUACUGUAAAAGUUGUCCCAAAAGUACCUCUUGAGUUGGAUGAACAGACUAGUAGUGAUCUAGAUACGAAACCAAGUGAAGUUACCCCUCUCUUGAAGGCAACAAAUGAAAAUACGAUGGCUGAAGUGCGGGCCGCUGACAGUACGCAAAGUGUCAGAAAAGAUGAUGUCACUAUUAAGCCACGCUGUGAUCAAUCGCACAGUCCUGAGAUACCACUACAGAACGUGACCACAGCGUCUAUAGUCAAUGACGACACGUCAAUUGAACCUGUUGCCAUGGACACUAGCCCACACGCGGAAGAACCAACAGAACAAAAUUCCAGCCAUGAAGCUACUAGUACACUGCGAGACAAACACAGCCAAGAACCUGCCAAACAAGAAGAAAUGAAUAUUGAUCACUCACAAAACUUGAGCAAUGAUGAUUUGCUGACGAAGGACAACUACAAUGAAAUCACUCCUCUUCCUACUGAAAUUACAAUAUUUGAUGGACUUGCAUUAGUACCAGUGCAUGUAAAUGAUGUGCCCCCCACAGCUCUCACUGAUACCCCCCCCCCUCAUCCUGUGAAUGACAAGGACAAUAUUGUAAAUGAUGUGCCCCCCACAGCUCUCACUGAUACCUCCCCCCCUCAUCCUGUGAAUGACAAGGACAACAUUGUAAAUGAUGUGCCCCCCACAGCUCUCACUGAUACCUCCCCCCCUCAUCCUGUGAAUGACAAGGACAACAUUGUAAAUGAUGUGCCCCCCACAGCUCUCACUGAUACCUCCCCCCCUCAUCCUGUGAAUGACAAGGACAACAUUGUAAAUGAUGUGCCCCCCACAGCUCUCACUGAUACCUCCCCCCCUCAUCCUCCUGUGAAUGACAAGGACAACAUUGAACCAAUUGUAAAUGACGUGCCCCCCACAGCUCUCACUGAUACCUCCCCCCCUCAUCCUGUGAAUGACAAGAUUGAACUUAAUAAGCCAAUUGCAAGCAAGGAAUCUGAAGCACCAAGGACCUAUACUAACAGACUCAGCAUCUCUAAAAGUGAUUUCACAAGAAAGUCUAAAACACAUGACAAAUUUCGGUUUCCAAAACGCAAGACUAAAAAACCGGCAAGUUCAAUUGAUCUUCGAAAGGAUGUAACUAUGAGUCAAGCAGUAAAGAAGCUACCUAAAGCAUUACCCAAUAAUACCACAUCCUUUGGUUACAGCCUGGUUGCCAAUAGCAGCAUGUUGCCUCCUCUCAAGAGAAGAAAAACAAUUUCAAGUGUUAACAACUCAACAGUGUCUGCCUUUCAACUGUCAAUAGUGGAUGAUCAGGAGCAGCCAAACAGGAAGCCACCUAUUCGUGUACACACCAGUGGGUUAAAGACACUCAAGCUCAGAGACACUUCUAGUCUGGAGAAAAGCAACACUAGCUAGUCGGAACACAACACACACUCACACUCGUCCAAUGUUUGUCAUAAUUAUUGUCUCUCACACAUUAAUUUUUAAUUUUAUCUGAUUCUGUCACAUUGAACCUUUCUGAUUGUCCUUUAAUUAUAAUUUUAAUAAUUAUACUCCAUUAUAACAAUUCUUCCAGAAAUAAAUAAAAUUGUACUAUACUAUAA
Messenger RNA from Halichondria panicea, 4265 nucleotides. RefSeq names its product titin-like. The coding region runs from base 91 to 4077 and encodes 1328 amino acids. The record is from RefSeq and is a predicted model, not a curated record. NCBI's taxonomy places the organism in Eukaryota, Metazoa, Porifera, Demospongiae, Suberitida, Halichondriidae. The transcript has 7 exons. Gene Ontology annotation, molecular function: DNA binding.